This is a messenger RNA of Lachancea meyersii CBS 8951, 1098 nucleotides long. The record is from the annotation of a GenBank genome assembly. Lineage: Eukaryota; Fungi; Ascomycota; Saccharomycetes; Saccharomycetales; Saccharomycetaceae.
AUGGCUGAGGUUUUGCGAAUAGCUGUGCAGGGAUGUGCUCAUGGUGAGCUUACCACGAUUUACAAGUCGAUUGAAACCCGUUUCGAGUCUGCAUUGCCAGAUUUGCUGAUAAUUCUGGGUGAUUUCCAAUCUUUGAGAGAUGAGCAGGAUAUGGCAUCGAUUGCAGUGCCGGACAAGUACAAGAAAAUGGGUGACUUUUACAAGUACUACACCGAGGAGCUCACUGCUCCUGUACCAACAGUUUUCAUAGGUGGUAAUCACGAAUGCAUGCGAGGGCUUGCAGAGCUGCCGUUUGGAGGAUUUGUCGCCAAAAACUUGUAUUAUAUGGGUUACAGUGGAUCAAUUGUGGUCCAGGGCAUCGAAAUCAGCGGUCUUAGCGGUAUCUACAAACGUCAUGACUUUAACACUAUCCGUCCCUCACUUAAACAGAUAGAGCUAGAAGGCUGGGGAAAUUACGUGCGAAACCUAUAUCAUGUUCGAAAAUCAGACGUCUUACCGCUGUUCAUGCUCAACCACACCGACAUUAUGCUCAGUCAUGACUGGCCAAAUGGGGUGGUUCACCACGGUGACACUAAGAAGCUUUUGAAGCUUAAACCGUUCUUUAAAGACGACGUCAGGAAAAAUGAGCUAGGAAGUCCAGUGAGCUGGCAACUUCUGAGAAAACUGAUGCCCAAAUGGUGGUUGAGCGCACAUCUACACGUCAAGUUUGAGGCAGAAGUUACCAGUAACAAGAGAGCUUUGGAGGAGAAAAAUCCUGAGGAGAUUGACUUGGACCUGGACCUAGAUCUCGACAACUCGACAUCCACACCAGAGCCCAAGACCACCAAAUUCCUAGCGCUAGACAAAUGUGGACGAAAUCGCAAACACUUGGAAAUGAUAACAGUCAACGUGAAUUCUAGUCAUCCAACUUUCCAUCAGGAUUAUCUGAGGAUCUAUUUAAAUCCGGAAUUCUUGGCGAACCGUGAAUUUCUGAGCAAAGAGCCCCAGACUGGAAGAUUAGAGGACAUCGACUUUGACAGAUUACGCGAACAGCGCGGGGAAGUGGAGAGUAUCAACUGGGAGGACUACAUACUUGAGGAAUCUGGCAGAAAGGCAUAA